AUGCCGGCCCUGGAGGGCAAAGAGGGGAGCAGGGCCUGGCCCUGGAGAGUAGCCAGCACCAUGCCUGAGAGAAGGCGUUCCUCACCGAAGGUGGGCCACACCCCACCCCAACUGCCCCCGCCGGGCCGGCAGGAGGCAACCACGGGAGCGCCCCCCAGACCGAUCGCGCGAGGGGUCUGCGGUAUAGGCAAGAAACGGCCCCUCGAGCACCCGCGGCCAGGGCCAGCGCAGGCUGCGCUCGUUACCAAUCUCGUUCUCUACAGCCCCUGGGCGCUCGCGCUCUCUCAGGCUCUGGAAGCGCACGGGUACGCGACAAACGGGGAGCAGGACCGGACCACACCGCGACCGCUCGACACACCUGGCACACACCACCCCACGGGGGCAGGGUGGCAAGCGCGCAGGCAUGCGCCCGCCAAGCCAAUUCCCCACCCACGUGGAGACGGCACGACACCGGCAGCCUCCCUCCAGCGAAGCGAGGCACCCACGGGUCUCCCCUUCUCUUACCGCCUCGACCCCCCCAAGACUCCCAAGGGGCACGUGCAGCAGCGACACCCGGGAGAGGGCGCUGGGGGGACAGGAGCAACACCACCACUCGGCUUCAGGCACCUGAGGCACAACCUGGACCACUCCAGGGGCACCGCACAGGCUCGCGCGGAGGCAGGGCGACGGCGAGCGAUGCCCCGCCACGUCACAGGACUCCGACCCCCCGCCAUCGCCACGAGGCAGAAGGCGGGAGUGCGGAGGUCGGGCCGGUUUCCGCAGCCCUGCCGCCCACACACCACCCACAGGUGGGGAAAGCAGAACGAGGGGCCUGCAGGCCAGGAGAAGCUCGGCAACCUUGGCCAUGAACGGCCGUCCCUCAUCUGGAGAGGCUUAAGUCCGGCCCAGGAGAGCGCCACAGCACCACAUCGAUCGUUCAGGCACAUUAGCAGGAAGCUGGAACUCAAGUGGAGCAGACAAGACUCAAACUGGCACUCCCAUAUGGAAAAAGGCACUUUCUCAUUCACAUACAAAUCCAACCCAAGAAGAAAGAUGGCACAGUGAGUGAAUGUAAGAGAU
Molecule: messenger RNA, 1059 nt
Organism: Oryctolagus cuniculus (rabbit)
Lineage: Eukaryota; Metazoa; Chordata; Mammalia; Lagomorpha; Leporidae
Source: RefSeq, a predicted model, not a curated record